AUGGUGGAAAUCACACCGGACUCGUUCCUGUCGAUCCUACCCAGGCAUUCAAAAAUACACCCAAGGGUGCUUUUCUCAACGUUCCGGAGUUCCACACAUGGUACGUGGUCGUUACAUGUUCCGGUAGACGAUGUGGUUCGACCAGCUGGUUGCAGUAAUAAGACUGGAGGAACAUAUCCCAUGUUAAUUUAUCCGAAUAUUGUGAAUAUGAUGGGUGAGAUGACGGUUGAUGUCAACGCAAUAUGCCUUGAUCGAGCUCAAACCUACAUACUUAUGAUAGAACAGCGUCAGACCGCCACCUGUACAGUAUUGAAUCCAUCGAUAGCACGAUGCCAUCUGCCGAAGAUCUACGACUGGGGCACAAAAACCGUUUAUUUCCAGCCUCAGAGUGGAGGCGCCAAUGAUGAAAAGGCUUUUGUUGGCUAUAUCUACUUUGUUACGCCCACUCUGGAUCCGAUGCGAUUGGACAUUGGUAACAUCUAUGAUUGGUUCAAAAAUCCCAUACCUUACCAGGUCAUGCCACUGAUCUGGUAUCCCAGAAACUUCACGAAUCCCGAUAUCGCCACCCAUAUGGAAUCAGUAAGGAUCAGCGAUGAUCAGAUGUAUAGCGUUCAGCUUGGUCUCUAUGUUAUCGGUUACAGAGAAUAUAAGGACGAUGGGAUCAAGAAAUUCCGACCUGAGCACAGGAUUAUCUGCCGUUUGGCUACAUACUCCAAUCGGAAUACUUAUGAGUAUCGAUGGAAACCUCAGGAAGAGCGGAUCAACAUCUAUCAGGUCGAACAAUGGUAUUUGAACGAUUGGCAGCGAACUCAUGAGCUCUAUAAUUAUCGUUUCGGUUAUCUGAAGCUGGCACCGCUCAAACCAAAUCAGAACGAGCUCAAUCCAGGCACACUUCUGUCAGGCCUCGUCUCGGCUCCAAUUUCGUUACAUUGGCUAUGGACCACGAAUAAUCCAGAGUUCUCCACGACUACUUACUCUCAAGGUGAUGAAACCGCAAGAGUGGAGUUUGUGAAGCAGAAGUCGCUGGAGAUGUGCCAUGACUGGUAUGACGAAGAUGGUGCUCAAUGGAAUUUCAUUCGUGAUACCGAGACUAACUCAUCGUGUCCAUGCAUUGAAAGACAAGCGAUGGCCGAUCUCGGGCGGUUCAUGCCACAUCCCAGAUGCUCUCAAGCCUUUCGAGAUAUCACGUGUACGGUAGCGAUUGGAGCACGGAAUUGUUACAUGUCAGCACAAAAUAUCUAUGGCUCCUACGCUGGCAGAGGACAGGGUUAUGAAAGUGAAAAUACUGCACGUUUCCCGACUCACUACGGUCAAGUCUGUUGUUAUGACGAUGCUGGCCAUCUGAUGCAGACCAGCUAUCAACCUGUGAUCAAAGUCACGCCAGAUGUUCCUGGUUUAUCAGCCUUCCAUAACGACUACAUGCCAUACUUCUUGUGCUGUAAAUUUGCCGAUUUCCGUUGUCAAAUGUUCUACUGGAGACGACCUUCUAGCGGAUGUCAGGAGUACCAACCGCCGGCAUACGGAGAAGGUAUGGGCGCCGGCACGUUCAACACGAUCGAUAAUGACAAGUUUAUCUUCAAUGAGCCGGGAGUCUUCAAUGUACUUUACAUCCCUCAGACUCUUAAAACACCUGAAGUGAAGAUUCAGCUGAGACUUGAGCGAUAUCCUGAUCGGCGAGUGGAUUUCAGUUUACUCGGUCGAGGGAUGGCUCAACAGGACCUCGUCCAGCCAACGAACGUGACCGUCAUUACUGGUGUUGUGAUGGAAGCUACCGGUACCGACAGAGUACAUGUCGUCUCACGAAAGGACACCAGACGAUUCCGCUAUCGAACCAGCAUCAUUGUCGGAAAUAUUAUGCGUUACUUUGACACGAUGAGGCUUCAGCGGUUCAAAGGUGUAUUGGUCUAUGUGAACAACGUCGAACGAGGUCAACCUGAGAUCUACAUCGUUCUCGAAGAAGCUCAAAUUGGUGUUCGAAUCAGAGAGUCCUACGCGAUCGACGUUGAUCGUUACUCGAAUUAUCAGGAGAGCAUGGGAAUGUUGAAUGUGGCGCUUAGUGUACCACCACAAUAUGGAGUGAGACCCGACAAGACCCGCGAGACGGAGAUGCGUCAGCGGUACAAUCUCCCUCGAGUGUCCGGACUGAUGAGGCCAUUCCCUGAUCAGACGUCAGCGAGUUUCAUGCAAACCCUGACCUUGAAUGAUGUCAAUUCAGAGACCUAUAGACAGCAGAUUAUCAAUAUGUAUCGAGUGCAAGGAUCUGGUGAGCCUGGAUCGGAACAGGCAUUGUCUUCGCAGAAUCAAGCUGGACUACCUACCGAAAACAUGUUCACCACUAGCAAGGACGAGGACAAGAAAUUUGAGGUUUUCCCAGAAGCAGCAAUGAAGAGCGGCCCCAUUUACAGAACAGCUCCAAAAUACGAGGCUGGUGCCUAUCGAUUCCAUGCUAUCACUGGUCAAGCACUCAACCAGCGACUGCAGACCUGUCGGGAUUUGCAGCAGCAGAAUAUCAUCAAUCUCCAACCCCUACAAUCACAGCUAACCGAAGCCUACGGACUCAGUCAAUGUCCAGAUAAUCCAGCAGCGAUUAUCUCCGAAUGUGGUGAUUCCGUACCGUGCCAGUACGAUUACACCACUCUCAACGCUAAGGUGAAUUGCACACGUUUUUUUUUUGCUGAAAUCUAUAGUUGUGAAAAGGGAAGAGGCGGCUUAUGGCCUUUUUAG
Messenger RNA from Cooperia oncophora, 2724 nucleotides. Lineage: Eukaryota; Metazoa; Nematoda; Chromadorea; Rhabditida; Trichostrongylidae. The record is from the annotation of a GenBank genome assembly.